CCCCUCCCCCCUGUGCACAAACACACAGCAGCGAAAGUGAAAGAAGAACGAGCACUCAAGAGGAAAAGGAGCUGAGCUGCACGGAACAGCAGACAGAGAAAGACACACAGGCUUCAAUUUUCACUCACACCUUCACACAAGUAUAGAUUCAAACAUGGGAUCCUCUCCAUCCAAACCUGAAUUUGUCACAGUUCUGGCUAAUAAAUGCGUCACGAGUGGAGAUCAUGUUAUUCUUCAAUGUCAGGCAAACACAGAAGAUGUAACAACAGCAUGGGAAAAGGACGGCCACAGUUUGUCUUGUGUAGAGGGCAAGCACACUGUGAAAAAAAUUGGUACAACAUGUGUCUUGGAAAUUUCAAAUGCUCAGGAGAGUGAUGAAGGGAAUUACACCAUAACCCUGAGUAACAGUUCAGGCUCUGUCUCAUGCUCUGCCCUUGUCAGAGUAGAAAUUAAGGAAUGGAGGAAAGUGCAAUGGAGGCAAGACGAAAUGUUAAAUACUCUCAAGGCAUUUAACAUUUGUAAUGAAGUCCCAGAGCUCCGCUUCCUUCUGUAUGGACCAGUUGGAGCAGGAAAGUCCAGCACAAUAAACACCAUCAGAACCGUUUUUGAAGGACGUCAGUUUGUGAACUGCCUGGCUGCUGCAGGAUCUACUACGAGUCACACUCUAUGCUAUGAACGAUUUAGAUUUGCAAAUGAAGCAGGAUCAUUUCCUUUUGCCUUCAAUGAUAUAAUGGGUGCAGAAGCAGAAGAUGGGGUGCACACUCAAGAUAUCAUCACUGCUUUAAAAGGUCAUAUGAAAGAGGGUUACUUGUUCAACUCUAGAUCUCCACUGUCUGAAAGCAACCAUUACUACAACCAAAAUCCCAGCCUGAGUGAUCAGAUGCACUGCCUGGUGUAUGUCAUAUCAGCCGACAAGAUUUCAAUGAUGGGAAAUGAUUUCAUUAAAAAAUUGAAGAGUGUCCGAGAAACAGCCAGUAGAAUGGGAAUCCCUCAGGUGGUUUUCAUGACAAGAGUAGACCUGGCAUGUCCGAUGACAAAGGAGAAUUUGCAAAACAUCUACAAAAGCAAAAAGAUCAGAGAUAAAAUGCGUGAGUGCAGUAAUGCACUGGGCGUGCCUGUGAACUGCAUCUUCCCUGUCUCGAACUAUCACGAAGAGACCCAUAUUAAUGAGAAUAUAAACUGCCUGAUGCUGGAUGCCUUAACACAGAUUAUAUAUUGGGCUAAUGACUAUGUGAUCACACGUUCCAACAACCAAAUUUCAUAUCAACAACCAAUCCGCGAAUAAAGAAAUUUCACAGAAAAUAUGAAAAGCAGAAUGCUAAACAAUUCUGGCUAUCUAUUGGCUAUCUCUCAUUCAAAUUAAUCCCAAUCCUUAAUCCAAAUCAAUCCAUUAAUACAACACAUUUUAAAACAUGAAAAUUAUAUUCAUUUUAUGAUCCACAUUUUUAAAAGGAGUUUAAGGAUAGAAAUAUACAGAUAAAAUGCAUGCUUUGUAUAUAGUUUUAAAAUCCUAGCCUGAACCUGAAAAGUUAUAUUUCAUCUUACUUCUUUAGUGUAUGAAAGAGUUUGAAUUUUUCCAUGAUUAUUAUGGAAUUGAUUGUACCAGUGGCACAGACUGAACAAUUUAAAAUUCUGGUUAACAGUGUAAUGUUGACAUGGAGACGCCAAAGAAUAGUACACAUUGCUACAAUUAGUACAUAUUUCAGAGAUUUUAUGUUUAGCUCAUUUCAGCUAUAAUAUACAAGGUUUCAUGAUAGUUAUAUUGGUCAUUGAUCUGAUGUAUUAUUCUUUGAUGUUUAAAUAAAACUAUAAAAUGUC
Molecule: messenger RNA, 1818 nt
Organism: Pangasianodon hypophthalmus (striped catfish)
Lineage: Eukaryota; Metazoa; Chordata; Actinopteri; Siluriformes; Pangasiidae
Product: interferon-induced protein 44
Exons: 9
Coding region: 155-1285 (376 amino acids)
Source: RefSeq, a predicted model, not a curated record